Molecule: messenger RNA, 5052 nt
Organism: Gadus chalcogrammus (walleye pollock)
Lineage: Eukaryota; Metazoa; Chordata; Actinopteri; Gadiformes; Gadidae
Gene: ktn1
Product: kinectin 1
Exons: 36
Coding region: 129-3992 (1287 amino acids)
Biological process (GO): microtubule-based movement; protein transport
Cellular component (GO): endoplasmic reticulum membrane
Molecular function (GO): kinesin binding
Source: RefSeq, a predicted model, not a curated record
GCCCGACAGCGCAGGAGGUUUAGGUAGGUACUGCCCUGGGAAGUAGAGAGUCCGCUGUAGUCAACGCGGAACAACGCCAUUUCAGCAUUUAACUACGUUGGUCAAGGGACUGCGCACCUACUCUCAGCAUGGCGGUGGAUAUCUACGACUCUCAGUACCUUCUCAUCCUGGCCCCAUCCCUCGUCAUCGCCCUCAUGUUCCUCUUCUUCUGGCUCUUCAUGAAGGAGACCUCCUAUGAUGAAGUGCUCGCCAAGCAGAAGCGAGACCUCAAGCUGCCCCUGUUCAGGGCUGACGUCCGCAAGAAGGGGGACAAGAAGAAGAGCAAAAAGAAGGAGAACGCCGGAGGCGGUGGUGGCGGUGUCGCCGGAGGAGGAGGGGAGUCGGAGGAGGAUCAGAGGGACUUUGACCUGACUGACGCCGCCAGCAGCUCCUCUCCUGAGCUGGAGGAUGAGCCCGAGCAAGCGAUCCUACCCACCGCUGCUCCUGUGUUUGUGGCCGCGCCGGUGGAGGCCCCAGCUGGUUUGAGAGAGAGGAAGAAGAAGGAGAAGAAAGCAGCCAAAGCAGCCGCAGCCGCCGCAGCAGCAGCAGCAGCAGCAGCAGCAGCCACCGCAGCAGCUCCUUCUACUCCCACUCCCACUGAGGAACCAGCGAUGAACGGCUCCCGGCCCGCUAGCCGUAAGUCAGAGGCGCCUCUGUCGGUGAGCAAGCGGCCCGGCUCGGCCUCUCCCAAGCCUGACGUCCAGGCCCCGGUCGUGGCCCAGGUCCUGGCCCAGGUGCAGACACCUCCUCUGACCUCUGGGAAGAAGAAGGACAAGAAGAAGCAGAAAGUUGAAGCAGUUGAGGACCAGCAGCAGGAGAUUAAAGUCGAGCAGGUCGCAGCUCCGGCUCCAGUCAAGAAAGAGGUUCACCUGAUGUCAGAGACCAGCUUGCCUCCUGCCACCACCGGCGGCAAGAAGAAGAACUCUGCCAAGAAGCAGAAGGCUGAGUCUGUGGACGAGCCCCACGUGCUAGUCGAGUCCGCCGCUCCAGCAAACCACCAGGCGGCUCCCAACGACAACAGCGCUCCCUCCAAGGGGAGUGGCAAGAAGCAGAAGAACGAAACAGACAAAGUGGAGAACGCGGAGAUGAAGCUGAAGGAGCUUAUUGGUGGCCUGUCUAGCAUGGCUCUGACUGAGGCCGAGGUCGUGAGCGUGAUGGCCCUCCUCUGUGACAAGAGCCCCCACGCGCUUGAAACCUGGCACAAGUCUGCUGCGAAGGCUGACCCAGAAGCCCAGGAGAGGGAGAGACUCUUCAUCACCCAGAGGGAGGAGGCCUCCAUUGCCAAGGACAAAGUGAAGCAGCUCAGCCAGGAGCUGCAGGUGGAGAAGCAGAAGACCGGCCGGGCGGAGUCUAUGCUGAGGGAGCAGCACGCAGUCAUGCAGAAGGAGCUGGGAGGUAUGCAGGCUAAAACCCAGAGCGGCUACCAGGAGCUUCAGGCCAUGCAGAUUAACAUGAGGGAGCAGCUGGAGGGCCAGAUCAGUCGUCUCAAGCAGGAGAACAGCAUCCUGAGGGACGCCGUCAGCUCCGCUGCCAACCAGAUGGAGAGCAAGAACUCUGCCGAGCUGAACAAGCUGCGCUCCGAGUACUCGGGGCUGAUGAAGGAGCUGACGGAGACCAACGGCAAGCUGCAGCAGGAGGAGCACCAGAGGAAGGGGCUGGAGGUCGGCUACAAGCAGAACGUGUCCCAGCUGGAGGCUCAGCUGCAGGACACCAAGAGACACUGGGAAGAGCUCCAGAACUACCACUACAAAGUCAACGCUGAGCGGGAGAAACUCCAAGCAGCCAAACAAGAGCUGCAGAACCAGCUGCUCUCUGUGGAGACUGAGAUGAACAGCAAGAACAACGAGAUCCAGAACCUCCACGGCAGCCUGCAGGAGGCCAUCGUGUCCAAGGACCGCGUGGAGCAGAGGGUGCGCCAGCUGCUGGAGGUCACCCAGCACAGCAUGCCUGAUGAGACCCUGCAGGCCCAGGUCCAGGAACUCCUGAACGAGAACAAAGGUCUUCAGGUGCAGAUUGAGUCCCAACAACACCAGAAUGAGAACCUUCAGGCCCAGAUGUCUUCCCAGGCAACCCACAUCUCCCACUUUGAGGAGCUGCAGAAGCUGCUGGCAGAGAAGGAGCUGCAGAGGAAGAGCCUGGAAGACUCUCUGAGCGCGGAGCGGAGCAGCGGGGCCGUCCGAGAGACCAACAUGCAGGCCAUUCACAAUGAGAGCAGGGCCCUGAUGGCAGAGCUUCUGAAACUGAAGACUCAGAUUUCUGAACAGAAUGACUCUCGGCUAGCACUGGACCAGAUCCAGAUGAGCGUUCAGGAACGGGAAGAGAACAUCAAGACGGUGGAGGACCUGCUGAAGACCGGCCUCAUCGAGGUGGCCAACAAGGAGGAGGAGCUCCAGGCCGUGAGGGAGGAGAACCAGGCCCUGAAGAGGGACGUGGAGGCCAUGAAGAGGGACGUGGAGGCCCUGAGGCAGCAGGCCUCAGAGCAGAUUACAUCGGAGACAACGGUUGAGGAACUGAAAUCCCAGCUUCAGCAGAAGGACGGGGAGCUCCUCUCCAUGGACGAACGUCUACAGGCGUCGCUGGGCUGCAGCUCAGCCACCGAGCAGACCGUCGCGGUGCUGGAGCGGGAGAUCGAAUGCCUGCAGGUGGAGUCGGUGCAGAUGAGGCAGAGGGGGGAGCAGAGCAGUGCAGACGCCGGUGCCCAGGUGCUAGACCUCCAGGCCAAGCUGUGCUCGAAGGACGAGGAGCUCCACGCUCUGCAGGGUGAGCUGGAGGCCCGGACCAGGGAGGUGAGCCAGCAAGUGGAGCAGCUGCAGCAGCAGCAGUCCCAAAGUGUGACACCAAGCCCAGAACUCCUUGCAGCGUUGUCUGAGAAGGACAGGCAGGUGUCUGACCUGCAGGUCGAGCUGUCUGAGCUCAGAGACUCUGUGGAGCUUCACAGGAAGAAAAACAACGAGCUACGGGAGAAAAACUGGAGUGUAAUGGAGGCUCUGUCAGCCACCGAGGCCCUGCUUCAGGGGAAGCUCAGCAAGGCAGUCAAGGAGAGCCAGACAGCGCUGGACUCCACCCAGGCUGAGUGUCGCGACGCGCUGCACAGACUGCUGCCCCACGUGGCCCUGCCCAGCGGACAGAACCACGAGGAGUGGCUGAACAGGUUCGAGCAGGCCGCUGCUGAGAGCUCCGCUGCCCAGUCCAAUUGUGCCCCUGCAUCAGGGGAGCUAGAGGGGCUGCAGGAGAAGCUGAAGGAGACAGAAGAAGCCCAGAAGGUUAUGCAGAAGGACUGCGAGACGUACAAGAAGGUGUUGGCCGAGACGGAGGGCAUCCUGCAGAGGCUGCAGAGCAGCGUGGAGAGCGAAGAGUCUCGCUGGAAGUUGAAACUGGAAGUGUCUCAGGGAGAGCUCGGAGAGAUGAAUGUGAAAGUCGCGGCGUUAGAGCAGGAGAUCGAGAGACUAAGUGACGGCGCCGAGUUGGAAAAUUUGAGACGAGAGAAGCAGCAGUUGGAGGCCGAGCUGGACAGGGCAGAGCGAGAGAGCACUACCUAUGUCACGGAGGUCAAAGAGCUCAAAGAUCUCUUGACUGAGCUGCAGAGCAAACUGGACGGCUCAUACACUGAGGCCGUCCGGCAGAACGAGCAGCUGAUCGUGCUGAAGACCCAGCUGACUCGGACAGUGUCCAAACUGCAGACGGAGGAGAGCGAACGACAUAAAGUGGCUGGUGACCUUUACAAGGCCCAGCAGUAUCUGGACCUGAUCCAGGAAGAGCUUUCCAAGGAGACGGGCAACGCAGACCUCAUAGAGAACAGUAUGUCUCAGACGGAGGAGAAUGACAGGAAGGUGAAGAUGACUCCAGGGCUGACCCAAACCGUGAGGGAGCUGCAGCUGCUCAUACAAAACGUCAACCAGCAACUAACCAAGGGACAGGAUGCGGAGGCUGACAAAGACUUGCCUGAAGUAUAGGCAGCGGAGGCUGCCCUCCCCCACCCCCCUCCCCUUCCUCCAGCAGCCAGCCUGACCUCACUACAGAGAGACCACUCUAGUCCUCUACCCCCCCCCCCCCCCCACACACACACACACCCUGUCCAACACCACCACAAACACAACCCCGUCACCACCACCACAAACGCAGCCCCGUCACCACCACCCUUCCACCCUCACCUCUGCACACCGGCGCUGCAGGUGGACUCUGACCCAGUGUCCCGGGCUCACCGGACCAUAUGUCACCCAGAUCACUCGACGCCAGUGAACCCUGUGGCUCGUGUUUACCAUCUGUAUAAGCGCCGUAACACACCUUUCUACCACUGCGCUCUCUCACUACAUUCCUCUACUCCAGUGGCCCCCCCCCCUUUGUCCCCGACACCGGGCCUCCUUUAAUCUGUGUGGAAACCCCCUCUAUGUUUAGAACACAGUUAUCAGAACAAAAACCUUUUUGUGAACAGGAGAACCUUAUCGAACAAACGUUGAGUUCUCAAGUCCUUACUUUCUGGGUUUAAUAAUGUGUUUUAAGUGUUUUACCAGUUAGGACCCCCUGAACCUAAGUCUUUCGCCGUUGUUUGUCUCCCGUCCGAACCCCUGUCGUCCCAGCAUCGUCGUUCAUCCAGGAGCCGGUGCACCCAGGACCCCUUCAUCUGGUGCUGGGUGGAGGUGGGAGGCUGGGGUGGGGGUGAUCAGGAGGGAUCAAGGCGGCACGUUCAGAGCGUCACUCCCAGCGCUAAACGGGGGAGACGCGUGGAUGAGUGUGUGUCUGUGCGUGCGUGCGUGUGCGUGUGUGUGUACUGUUCAGUGUACCGCAGCUCCAAAGAAAUGGGGGGGUCCGCGCCCCAGUCUGGCGGAGAGUGUUGGUCGAUUUGUAAUCCUACUGUAACGACUAUAGGAAUAGGCGUCCCAUAUCGUCUGUAACCACCACUCGCUAUAUACUGUCGCUAAAUUCAUUAACACUGAAUAUUUUCUUCUUUUUGUAACAGGUGACAGUUAAUAAAAGGGAUGCUUGGUAAAUCUGCCCCGGCCUCCUGUGUUUCUG